Messenger RNA from Truncatella angustata, 1983 nucleotides. RefSeq names its product beta tubulin. The transcript is spliced from 6 exons. Gene Ontology annotation, molecular function: GTPase activity; GTP binding; structural constituent of cytoskeleton. Gene Ontology annotation, biological process: mitotic cell cycle; microtubule cytoskeleton organization. Bases 416 to 1795 code for a protein of 459 amino acids. The record is from RefSeq and is a predicted model, not a curated record. Gene Ontology annotation, cellular component: cytoplasm; microtubule. Lineage: Eukaryota; Fungi; Ascomycota; Sordariomycetes; Amphisphaeriales; Sporocadaceae.
GCCCGGAGUUCUCCAAGUGUAUUGUAUCUUGCUGCUUUACCAAGACGGGAGCUGAUAGGGUACAUACCAUGCAAAAAGACAUAGUCCCACCGAAGACUGCAGAGUUAUAGACAUGCAUAGGAAGCUUACAUGCAGGCACCUCGCCAAUUACUGCUGCCUUGACAAGCCGAUAAGAAAGUUACAGUUCCACAACAACGAGGCACCAGUAUUGUGGAAUCGCGUAUUAUGUAUUUACAUGUGCUUCUGAGUUUAGUUGAUAUGGCAACUGCACGAUCGUCAACAGAAGUUGGUCUUAAUAAGGCCAGUUGUCGCACUUUUCAAAUCGCACCGCACAGAUAGAAGAGAAUAUUCUCAGCACCAGAGUGACUUUUCUUUAGAAGACGGCAUCCGGCUGCCACGGCCCUCGAUCGACAAGAUGCGCGAAAUUAUCCAUAUUUCGACUGGGCAAUGCGGUAACCAGAUUGGCUCUGCUUUCUGGCAGACCAUCGCAAGAGAGCAUGGGCUUGACCAGGAUGGGAGAUACAACGGUACUGACGAGAGCCAACUUGGCAAAAUCGGGGUCUAUUUCCACGAGGGUUCCCGUGGCAAGUAUGUCCCACGAGCCAUGCUCGUCGACCUGGAACCUGGCGUCAUUGAUGCAGUUCGCUCGGGAGGAUACGGCAACUUCUUCCGCCCCGAUAACAUGGUUUUCGGCCAGGCGGGCGCGGGAAAUAACUGGGCUAAAGGACAUUACACUGAAGGCGCCGAACUAGUCGACGAGGUCCUUGAUGUUGUGCGCCGCGAGACAGAGACUUGUGAGAGCAUUCAGGGCUUCCAGAUCACGCACUCCCUAGGUGGUGGCACGGGCGCCGGAAUGGGGACCCUGCUGCUUUCCAAGAUCCGGGAGGAGUAUCCCGAUCGUAUGAUGGCCACGUUCUCCGUGAUCCCCUCGCCCAAGGUGUCCGAGACUGUCGUCGAGCCAUAUAACGCGUUGUUAUCGGUUCACCAGCUUGUCGAAAACUGUGAUGAGACUUUCUGCUUUGAUAACGAGGCGUUGCACGAUAUUUGUAGCCAAAAGCUAAAGAUCGCCCAGCCAACAUACGCUCAUCUAAACCAUUUAGUGUCAACAGUUAUGUCUGGCAUAUCGACUUCUCUAAGAUUUCCCGGCCAGCUCAACUCAGACCUUCGCAAAUUGGCCGUCAACCUGAUCCCGUUCCCACGCCUACACUUCUUCAUAGUUGGCUACGCACCGUUGACCAAUAUGAGCCACGACACUAGGGCAUUUCGGAGCCUCACGGCACAGGGCUUGACCCAACAGAUGUUUGACCCCAAGAGUCUCAUGGCCGCUUGCGACUUCCGCAACGGGCGCUAUUUGACAUGCUCGACAAUCUUUCGCGGUCGGGUUUCCAUGAAAGAAGUCGAGGAUCAAAUCCGUAGCAUACAGAACCGCAACUCGGAAUACUUCGUGGAGUGGAUCCCAAACAACAUCCAGACGUCGCACUGCUCGGUCCCGCCGCGGGGACUCGACCUAUCCAGUACGUUUAUCGGAAACUCGACGGCGAUCCAGGGCAUCUUCAAGCGGCUGGGCGAGCAGUUUUCCGCCAUGUUUCGCCGCAAGGCCUUCCUUCACUGGUACACGAACGAGGGGAUGGACGCGAUGGAGUUUACCGAGGCGGAGUCUAACAUGAACGAUCUUAUCUCGGAAUACCAGCAAUAUCAAGAGGCAUCUGCCGAUGACAACGAUGUUGAGGCGGAAUGGGAAGCAGAGGAAUUUCAAGAGGAAGACAAUGAUGUCAACACCAAAAUGCGUAUGUAGAUACAAGCUGAAGGCACUGUGUAGUUCAAGGGAUCACAAUGCUCCUCCUCCGCGGUCGAGCCCUGAUCUGAGUCAAAAUUAACGCACCACACUCAACGGCAGAGUGAUGAAGCUAAACUUACCUAGCCACGUUAGCCUCAGGCCGCUUUUUCGUCAUGGUACUUGGUACAUGUGUCUCGUAAUGCGUC